UGCCCGCGCCCGGCGGGCGUGCGGGGGAGCGCGGCCACGCCUGGUCCGGCCACCAUUUCUCGGCGCCCACCCUUUCGAGCGCGGAGCCUGAAGCAUGAGCGGGGACUCGGAGCGUGCGGUGGCCCCGGGGGUGGUGCCUGCACCCUGCGCCUCGAAGGUGGAGCUGCGCCUGAGCUGCCGGCACCUGCUGGACCGGGACCCAUUGACCAAGUCCGACCCCAGCGUGGUGCUACUGCAGCAGGCACAGGGCCAGUGGCUACAGAUGGACAGAACCGAGGUGGUGAAGAGCAGCCUGCAUCCUGCGUUCUCCAAGGUCUUCACUAUCGACUAUUACUUCGAGGAAGUGCAGAAGCUACGAUUUGAGGUGUAUGACACCCACGGGCCUAGUGGGCUGAGCUGCCAGGAUGAUGACUUCCUAGGGGGCAUGGAGUGUACCUUGGGUCAAAUUGUGGCACAGAAGAAAAUGACACGCCCACUGCUGUUGAGGUUCGGCCGGAAUGCUGGCAAAUCCACCAUCACGGUGAUAGCAGAGGACAUCUCUGGGAACAACGGCUACGUGGAACUCUCCUUCCAGGCCAGGAAAUUAGAUGACAAGGACCUCUUCAGCAAGUCGGACCCCUUCCUGGAGCUGUAUCGGGUCAAUGACGACAGCAGUGAGCAGCUGGUGUACAGGACAGAGGUAGUGAAGAAUAACCUUAACCCAGUGUGGGAACCCUUCAAGGUGUCCCUGAAUUCACUCUGCAGCUGCGAAGAGACGCGGUCUCUGAAGUGCCUGGUCUGGGACUAUGACUCCCGAGGGAAACAUGACUUCAUUGGCGAGUUCACCACCACCUUCGCAGAGAUGCAGAAGGCCUUUGAGGAGGGACAGGCCCAGUGGGACUGUGUGAAUGCCAAGUACAGACAGAAGAAACGCAACUAUAAGAAUUCUGGAGUGGUGAUCCUGGCAGACCUGAAGCUCCACAGGGUUCACUCCUUCCUGGAUUACAUCAUGGGUGGCUGUCAGAUCCACUGCACGGUAGCCAUCGACUUCACGGCCUCCAAUGGUGACCCAAGGAACAGCUGCUCCCUCCACCACAUCAACCCUUACCAGCCCAACGAGUACCUGAGGGCACUGGUGGCAGUGGGCGAGGUCUGCCAGGAUUAUGACAGUGACAAGCGAUUUUCUGCUUUGGGAUUUGGAGCCCGGAUCCCUCCCAAGUAUGAGGUGUCCCAUGACUUUGCCAUCAAUUUCAACCCUGAGGACGAUGAGUGUGAAGGAAUCCAGGGCGUGGUAGAGGCCUACCAGAACUGCCUGCCUAAGGUCCAGCUCUACGGCCCCACCAACGUGGCACCCAUCAUCUCCAAGGUGGCCCGCAUGGCAGCAGCUGAGGAGCGCACAGGGGAGGCCUCUCAAUACUACAUACUGCUGAUCCUCACCGACGGUGUGGUAACGGAUAUGUCAGACACUCGAGAGGCCAUUGUGCGUGCCUCCCAUCUGCCCAUGUCCGUCAUCAUCGUUGGGGUGGGCAACGCUGACUUCACGGACAUGCAAAUCCUGGACGGAGACGAUGGUGUCCUGCGUUCCCCGAGGGGUGAGCCUGCGCUCCGGGACAUCGUCCAGUUUGUGCCCUUCCGUGAACUCAAGAACGCGUCCCCUGCGGCUCUGGCCAAGUGUGUGUUGGCUGAGGUGCCAAAGCAGGUGGUUGAGUACUACAGCCACAAGGAACUGCCUCCACGCAGCCUUGGCAACCAGACUGGAGAGGCUGGUCCCAGCUCAGCACCAUGAGGAGGCCAGGCGAGGGGCUCUGAGCAGCAUGUGUGCCUACAGCAUCUCUCGAGCCCCCAGAGUUCCCUCCGAAGCAUCACCCAGCCCAGGCCCCAGCCCUGCUCCUAGGAUUUGCUGGCCUGGGUCAGUGGC
Messenger RNA from Acomys russatus (golden spiny mouse), 1897 nucleotides. It is a transcript of the gene Cpne7, whose product is annotated as copine 7. Bases 95 to 1765 code for a protein of 556 amino acids. Gene Ontology annotation, cellular component: plasma membrane. The record is from RefSeq and is a predicted model, not a curated record. Gene Ontology annotation, biological process: cellular response to calcium ion. Gene Ontology annotation, molecular function: calcium-dependent phospholipid binding. Lineage: Eukaryota; Metazoa; Chordata; Mammalia; Rodentia; Muridae. The transcript has 15 exons.